Clupea harengus (Atlantic herring) is the source of this 1748-nucleotide messenger RNA. Its product is annotated as NXPE family member 3-like. NCBI's taxonomy places the organism in Eukaryota, Metazoa, Chordata, Actinopteri, Clupeiformes, Clupeidae. Gene Ontology annotation, molecular function: nucleic acid binding. The record is from RefSeq and is a predicted model, not a curated record.
AUGUAUCUGAGGCCCAAGGAUGGAGAGCCGCCAAGGAGGGUCAUCUUGUCGGACAAGGAAAGGGAUGCUGUGCUGACGGAGGUCCACGCCGGUCACUUUGGAGGGAAGCGCCUAAUGGGCAAGAUCUAUCAGCGCUUCUUCUGGCAUGGCAUUGUUAAGGACGUGGAAGACUGGGUCCGUACCUGCGUGCCUUGCCAGAAGUUCGAGAAGGUGAAGACCGUGGCACCAGAGCUGAAGCUUGUGUCACCUUGGUACAAGAUCGUGUGGACCUCAUCUGACCGUUCAAGGUCUCAUCAAGGUAUGGGAAUCGGCACUGUCUUACCGCAACUGAUUUUCUUCACUCAGUGGGUGGAGGCCAUUCCUAUCAAGGACAAGAAGGCAGUGGCAACAUCCCAGGCCAUGAUGGACAUCUUCCACGCCCAUGGUGCACCUGAGGUCAACCAGAUCUUGUCCGAGAAGUACGGGACCAAGCACCGACUCACCUCAGCCUACCAUCCCCAGACCAACAGACUGGAUGAGCGGACCAACCAGACGCUGAAGAGGGCCAUUGGCAAGUCUCUGGAUGGGCACCAGGAACGGUGGGAGGAUAACCUUAAGAUCACAGGAGACCUUCCUCUUGUGGAGGUUGAUAGGGAUGAUGAGGGCACCGUUGCAGACUACCUCCUGGUCAGGGCUGAGACAGAUGAGGAGGUUUUUGACAAGGCCAGUGUGUUUGGAGAGGUGCUGGACCACCAGAAUAGUACCUACUCAGUCCGGUUCACCCUGCCCUGGGUCGGCCUGGCGUCGGUGGCAGUCCGCCUGAUUCACUCUAGCGAGGCCGUGCAGGCCCUCAGGCGGCACAGGAGCACAGAUUCCGACCGUGUCUUCUUCCAUGGCUACUAUGUGGGCAGUGACCCCCAGGGUGCUCAAGUGGAGGAGAGGGUGGUGUGCAACAUCAAGUGGGAGGGGGUGGUGCUGAGGUCGGAACAGAAGGACUGCUGCUGUGAGUACCAGGAUGCCCACAUCAGGGUGACGUGGAAGUGCCGCAAACCCCAAACUCUGCCAUGCAGCACCCUGGUGUACCACUCCAUAGGUGGCUACACAAAUCACAUGACAGCCCUCGAAAAGGUACUCAUGGACAGUCAACAUGUGAACCGGUGGCUCAAGGGGGAUUCACGCCUGAUUAGAGUGAUGGCCUCCAAUGCAACCAUUGAUUUAGCAAAGGAUGACGCGACCCAGUGUCUGAAGGACAAGCACAUCUACAUGAUGGGAGACUCCACCAGCAGACAGUGGUUUGACUACCUCAUCCUGGCUGUGCCUAGUAAGAUACACAAAUAUCACACAGGGCUGUUCACAGGAGAAGAUUUAGUUCUCUCUUUAAAGAUGUUUACAUUUCAGGGACUGAACUGUACUGGCACCGUAAAGGACUGCUCAGCAUGGUUAUCGUCAAACUACAUGAGCAAUGAGAUCGACAACUUGGCCGGCGGCCUGCACACCGUCAUCGUCUUCAACAUUGGGGUGCACUUCACCAACUUCCCGAUCUCCUACUACGCCUACCGGGUGGCGCGGGUCCGCCGCGCGGUCGUGUCGCUGCUGAGGCGGGCGCCGGAGACUAAGGUCAUCAUCAAGUCCGCCAACACGGGGUGCCAGGUUAGCACCCUUCUCUUACCACAUUCACUGGAAUACCACAGGGGGCAGUUUAGACUCACAUGUAAGUGUGUGUUUCCUUAUGUGUCUGUCUCUGUGUGUAUAUCCUUGUGUGAAUGAGU